Messenger RNA from Emiliania huxleyi CCMP1516, 2208 nucleotides. RefSeq lists its product as hypothetical. Gene Ontology annotation, molecular function: protein binding. Lineage: Eukaryota; Haptophyta; Isochrysidales; Noelaerhabdaceae. Bases 1 to 2208 code for a protein of 735 amino acids. Gene Ontology annotation, biological process: protein homooligomerization. The record is from RefSeq and is a predicted model, not a curated record. The transcript has 3 exons.
AUGGACGCUCGCACUCAGACCGGCGCCGCCGGCGCAGCGACCGGUUCGCCGACGUUGGAUGCGCGGAUGGGCGCACUCCACGUGCAAGCGGACACCGUCUCGCGCAGCGUUUUUGAUAUCGUGGCGAUGCUUGCUGAGCGGGAGUCGGCCCUCAAGGAGCAGAAGUCGGCCUUGGAGUCGGAGACUGGCAAGCAGGAGGCGGCGCUGCAGGCGUUGCACGACCGUUUGCGGCGAGAGUUGGCCAGCGAGCGCCAGGCGCUCGACGUCGAGAAGGCGUUUGUCGCCGCGGCCUCUUCUUCGCAGCUGGUCGUUCUCAGUGUGGGCGGUACAAAGUUCACGGCACGGCGCGACACGCUCGCGCGCGCGCCCGGCUUCUUUGGCGCGCUCUUCUCCGGCCGCCACACCGUGCCAGCUCAAGAGGAUGGGUCUUACUUCAUCGAGAGAGACCCGACGCAUUUCAGCCUCAUCCUGCGCUGGCUGUCGGACGGCCGCGACAACUUCUCCGCGCUCCCUCGUGCGACCAAGAUCGCGCUCGCCGAGGAGGCCGACUACUACGCCCUCGACGACCUGCUCACGGCGAUCAACGGCACCGACCACCUGCGGGCUCUCUCAGAAGGCGACGCGGCCAUCCGGCGCGAGGAAAACCUGCGCCGCGCCGCCUUUGCACGCUGCGAAUCGCUCGUCCGCGCGGCCAGCAUCGCGCAGGCGGCCGCGACUCCGUUGCCCGAGGCUCCGCGCGACGAUCUGGAUGACGACGCGCCCAUGCCUUCCUUCAGCGCCGCCGCUCGGCCCUUCCUCACCCCGCUGACAUCGCUCCGCUUGAGCGCAACGAGGAGGCGCGAUGAGGCGAGCGAGUGGGCGGAGCGCGUACGCGAGGCGUGUAACCACAUCCACAACGGCUUUUACGACUUUCGCGACGUGCUCGCCAUCGCGGCGUCGACAGCCGUUGGCCAGCUGCUGCCCUUCCGCCGUGUGACGCACAGCCCCGCGGGCUACCCGCUGCUGUUUGAGCAGUUUGCGGCGCACCACAAUGAGCUGGAGCCGUCGCAAUGCGUGCUGGUGAGAACACUUGAUGAGUGGAAGCUCGCCUUCUCGCGCCACAACCCAGACAUCCUCGACCGCCUCGGCUCCGUCUCCUGUCCGGCGCGCUGCAAGUGGGUCAUCGCGGGUGGCUCGGUGCUGCGUGCGCUGCUCCGCCGGCCGCCAGCCGCCGCCGCCUUUGACGACACCGACGUGGACAUCUUCAUUGUUGCCGAGGAGGCGGCCGACGCGACGCGCCUCGCGGAGAGCAUCUGGUGCGCUCUCGCGGCGGACGGCGAGGAGUGGGUGCUCUCGCGCGGGCAAUACGUCAUCAACAUGAUUCGCUCCGGAGGCGAGCUGGCGUCUGCAGCUCAGCCGCCAGUGCAGAUCGUGCUCCGCCUCUACGAGUCGCCGUCCGAGGUGCUGCACGGCUUUGACGUCGACCCGUGCGCGGUCGCCUUUGACGGCGAGGGGCUGCACGCGCUGCCGCGCGCCAUCGAGGCGCUUCGCACCGGCUACGGCGUACUGAAUCCGCUGCACGCGUGGCCAACUGAGCCCACGUACGAGCUGCGUCUGGCCAAGUAUGCAGGGCGAGGCUUCGCCGUCGCCGUGCCCGGACUGCAGUGGCAUCUCGUCGAUCGCAAGGCGGUCAAUGCCGCGCUGGUGGACCUGAAGGGGCUCUCGCGCUUGCUGCUCCUCGAUGCGGAGCGCUCACGGGCGCUGCACCAGCUCAGAGCGCUCAACACGCCGCUGCCGUCACUCAAGCACGUCUUCGGCCGCGUGCGCUUCUUCUCCAACUAUGGGGCCCACACACGCUCUCGCGAGCUGCCGACGCAGUACCACGACGCUCGUCACCUCACCAACAUCAGCUGGGACAACUACAUGACGGACCCGGGCGACGCGACUGCAAACGCGCCCGACGCGUCGGCGUGGUGGCUCGUGGUCCCGUGCCACCAGCUGGAAAGCGAGGAGGUGAUGAACGCCGACGCGCGCGCCGAGCAUUGGGCAAUCAUCCUCGACGCGGACCGCGAGAAUCUCCGCAUCCCGCGCGAGCUUGAGUGGUCUACGACGCCGCGCACGCGCGAGUACCUGAAUGCAGGCGAGGUGGGGCUCGAGCAGCGCUACUUUGCGUCCGUGUACUCGAGGCGGCGCUCGAGCGGGGCGCGACGCGGACGGGAUUCUCUGUGA